Funneliformis geosporum is the source of this 488-nucleotide messenger RNA. The record is from the annotation of a GenBank genome assembly. NCBI's taxonomy places the organism in Eukaryota, Fungi, Glomeromycota, Glomeromycetes, Glomerales, Glomeraceae.
GCUAUGAAAAUAUUCGAGCAAAACUUAAAAGUGCUCGACUUAAUAAUUUACCUAUAGCAAUAAAGGGUCACUGUGAAUGGAAUAGUAAUAUCAUUUCUUAUAAAAUUGAUGAAUCUCUAGCUGCAAUAACAUUCAUUGAAGUUGAGCAUCAGAAAUGUCUUUUUGCAAGAUAUUUUAUUGAGAAGCUUUGUAGUUUUAUAGCCAGUAUUGGUGCUUCUUUCCAACUAAUAAAAAUGGAUGAGAGAACAGAUUUUAAUACAGUUGCUACUUUCCAGAAUUUUAGUUCUAAAGUUACUAAAAUUCUUAAGUUUAACCGGAAGCAUGACUAUGAUGAAGAGAAUGCAAUAGAAGGGUUAAAAGCCAAGGAUACUACACAAUGGAAAAUUGUUUGUUAUAAAGCUAAAGAGAAUCUGGAAAAAUUGGUGGUAGAGGACUUGCAUAUAUCUUAUUUGGCAAAUCACUGGGAAGCUAUAAGAGAACUUUUUUAA